Molecule: messenger RNA, 847 nt
Organism: Danio aesculapii
Lineage: Eukaryota; Metazoa; Chordata; Actinopteri; Cypriniformes; Danionidae
Gene: selenom
Product: selenoprotein M
Exons: 5
Cellular component (GO): endoplasmic reticulum lumen
Molecular function (GO): oxidoreductase activity
Source: RefSeq, a predicted model, not a curated record
CCGUGGUGCAGAGGAGCAUCGAGCCGGCAGACGCUGCACGGUGUCCGUCGGAGGAGCAUCAUGUGGCCGCUGAUCUUCACCGCGCUGCUUCCCUCCGUCAUCCUGACCUAUGAAGUGAACACAGAAAAACUGAGCGGCCUGGCGAGGGCUCGAGUGGAGACGUGUGGUGGAUGACAGCUGAACAGGAUGAGGGAGGUCAAGGCCUUUGUGACCCAGGACAUUCCUCUUUACCAUAACCUGGUGAUGAAGCACAUUCCUGGGGCCGAUCCUGAACUCGUCCUCCUCAACCACUAUUAUGAAGAACUAGAUAGGAUCCCAUUAUCUGAAAUGACUCGCGCUGAGAUUAACAAACUAUUGGCCGAGCUGGGCUUUUAUAAAAAAGAGCAUGCCGAAGACCAAGUGCCCGAGGAGUUUCGCUUCUCUCCAGCAAAAGACAGUCCCUUUGAGGGCCGGCAGUCCAGCACGUCGGCCCCUGAGACAACGGAGCCUUCAGAUUCCCAACACACCGACCUGUAGAGACAUCAACAUCUGAGACCUGCCGGAUUUACAGAGCGUGAGAAACCGAGCCGGAUCUUAAAAAUAGCUCAAUCUACUGUCAACACGGGGCAUAUUGUGAUUAGAUGUGAUUGGCGUUUUGAGUGCAGAGAGAAGCUGAUGUUUGAGGCAGUGGUUUUCUCUCACUGUACUGUAUUUAAGUGUAUUUUUCUGCCCAGCGGGACGUUAAUGAUGUCCACAGCUGUAAAAGCCUGAGAGCGGCUGCGGACUGAUGAUCUGCGUCCUCGUGGGCAGAAAUCAGGCCUUGAACGGACUGUGGGAGUUAGAAAAUAAAUGCUUUAAUAAUAUCACA